AUGGAAGGCACCCAGUUCAAGGCUUCCGCGGGGAGUCUUCUCAAAGAUUCUUCGCUCGCCGACUUCGAGAUCAAAUGCGGCAGCGACACCUAUCAGGUCCACCGGGUCAUUCUCGCCUGUCACUCGCAAUACUUCAAAACGCUAUUUGAGGGACAGUUCAGCGAGUCCAGCAAGCGCAGCAUCGAGCUGCACGAGAACAAUCCGAACGCAGUCAAGCUGAUGAUCGACUACUUCUACCGCUUCGACUACGAAGAUGCGCACGACAAGAUCACUGGAUUCUCCAACCCUCUCGAACUCAACGCCGCCGUCUACAUCGUGGCAGCUAAGUAUGAUGUCCCCGAUAUGAAGAAGCUGGCCGUCAAACACUUCACCCGAGCAGCACCGCAGAGUGCUAUUCGUCAUGAAAGCCCUGUCGAGGCUAUCAGACUGGUGUUUACUGGCACAACUCACACAGAUCGCGUUCUCCGCGACGUGGUGCUCGAGUACUGGACCACCUUCGCCAACGUCUUGAUUGAUGGCCAAGGAUCAACUAUCACGCGACGUGUGGUGGACUGUGUGCCCGAAUUUGCCACUGAGCUUUUCAACAAAAGCGCAGAGACACAGGGCCUCAAGUUCGAAGCAAAUUGUACACAAGUUUACACCGGAGGACUGCACCGUCAUGCUUCCAUAUCAGCCAAUUCUAUCAAGGAGGUCUUCACUCAGAACUGCGACGUCUGCGGGGAGCCAAUGGCCACGCACAAAUUGCUAAAGGCGUACCAUCAAUCCGGGAAGCUUCACGCCGUUCUGGGUCCAUGCGUUGGACUGAUUACUCUGUCUCCCGAACAGCGGAUGAUCAUGCUUCUUCAGCGCCAGAGGCUUGCCAAGCCUAGGAGAUAUGAGGUGAAGAUAGCGACGAAGAUAGAUACUCAGACACAGAACCCCAAUCGAAGCAAUGCGGCUGUUAUGGUGGAUCAUACUUGCUUUCCUUAG
Molecule: messenger RNA, 969 nt
Organism: Zasmidium cellare ATCC 36951
Lineage: Eukaryota; Fungi; Ascomycota; Dothideomycetes; Mycosphaerellales; Mycosphaerellaceae
Exons: 2
Coding region: 1-969 (322 amino acids)
Molecular function (GO): protein binding
Source: RefSeq, a predicted model, not a curated record